AUGCCCAGCUCUGAUCAGCCUGCUUCCAUCGCAGAGUACCUCUACGGGUCGCUGGCCACGCUGGUGAUCUGCCUGGCCUCGCUGGUGGGCGCGGUGGUGGUGCUGUGCAGCCGCUGUCCCCGCACCCACCACUACGUGCUGCAGCUGCUGCUGGCGCUGGCCGUCGGCACGCUGACCGGCGACGCGCUGCUGCACCUCCUGCCGCAGUUCCUGCAGCUGCACUCGCACGCGGCCGGGGCGCACGCGCACGCGGCGGGGGCCGAGGGCACCUGGCAGCUGCUGGCGGUGCUGGGGGGGCUCUACGGCUUCUUCCUGCUCGAGGCCCUGCUCGGCAUCCUGGCGCCCGGAGGCUCUGAUCAGCCUGCUUCCAUCGCAGAGUACCUCUACGGGUCGCUGGCCACGCUGGUGAUCUGCCUGGCCUCGCUGGUGGGCGCGGUGGUGGUGCUGUGCAGCCGCUGUCCCCGCACCCACCACUACGUGCUGCAGCUGCUGCUGGCGCUGGCCGUCGGCACGCUGACCGGCGACGCGCUGCUGCACCUCCUGCCGCAG
This is a messenger RNA of Oxyura jamaicensis (ruddy duck), 549 nucleotides long. RefSeq names its product zinc transporter ZIP4-like. NCBI's taxonomy places the organism in Eukaryota, Metazoa, Chordata, Aves, Anseriformes, Anatidae. Gene Ontology annotation, molecular function: zinc ion transmembrane transporter activity. The record is from RefSeq and is a predicted model, not a curated record. Gene Ontology annotation, biological process: intracellular zinc ion homeostasis; zinc ion import across plasma membrane. Gene Ontology annotation, cellular component: membrane. The annotation marks the transcript as partial. The transcript has 3 exons.